CAUUGUAUCGAAAAAGUCCAUAAUUGGCUGCCGGUAGCACGCCGACACGACGUUGAGCAGCGGAAGUACUACAGCAGUAUCUGUGUACGCGAAGUGGCAAGAAAUCUGCAGUCUCGGACAACUGCAGAGCUUUUAAUCACACAAAAGGCAAGACCGCAGCAACAGCGGCAAAAACAAGCGCGAGCGCGUCAGAGACGCUGCCACUGACGCCGUCGACGCGUGAGCAGCACCAGCGACGCGCGCGGAAACUAAAAAUGAACGCACGACAAGCUACGCCCGCCGAGACCGUGGCCGCACCGGCACGCGGCUUUCUCGACGCCUGCGAGACUUUUGCUGAUGAGGCGUCGAGCAGCAGCGUCGACGCGUCCACAGUCGACCGGUUCCGCGCCGAGGCGCGCAAGGCCGCGGCGCGGUCGGCGUCCGACGCCGCGCGCCUAGAGGCGAGCGAGCAGGCGGCGGCGCGGGCGCGCAUAGACCGCGACCGCGCCGAGCGGGAUCGCGCGCGCCUGGAAAACGAGGUCGCGCGCCUCCGACGAGCCGUGUCCAACGAGCCCGCGGACAUGCGAAGGGAACAUUCGUCUUUUGACCGCCUGAAGGACUUGUUUGACUCUUUGAGGAACGCGCGGCGGAACGGCUCUAGACUACACGUCGGCGAGGGCGGCCGCGACGACUCCGACAGCGACGGCUUUCGAUGUCCGCCGUCGCCCUGCUGGUCGUCGCCCGUGCCCUUUUCGCAGCGGCGCGUGCCCGAGGCGCGCCAAAAAGAGGCGGGCUGCUGGUGCUGCGCCGCGGACGACGACGACCGCGACGCCCGCCUCGUCUUCGCGGCGCCGUCGUCGCCGCUGCGGUCGCCGCCGCGGUCGCCCUUAUUUCUGGAGGCGGGGCGCGACCCGGGGCGGCUCCUGGGCGCGUGA
This is a messenger RNA of Pelagomonas calceolata, 914 nucleotides long. The record is from the annotation of a GenBank genome assembly. NCBI's taxonomy places the organism in Eukaryota, Pelagophyceae, Pelagomonadales, Pelagomonadaceae.